This is a messenger RNA of Solanum verrucosum, 2313 nucleotides long. RefSeq names its product pentatricopeptide repeat-containing protein At1g53600, mitochondrial. Bases 74 to 2239 code for a protein of 721 amino acids. The transcript has a single exon. The record is from RefSeq and is a predicted model, not a curated record. Gene Ontology annotation, biological process: RNA modification. Gene Ontology annotation, molecular function: RNA binding; protein binding. NCBI's taxonomy places the organism in Eukaryota, Viridiplantae, Streptophyta, Magnoliopsida, Solanales, Solanaceae.
UGAAAAAACCGCGCUUUCCUUUCUCCUUCAAAGUUCAAAGUUCUCCAAUGGAAGCUUUAUUGGAUUCUCAGUAAUGAUAACAAAGCUGAACCCUUUACAUGGCUCCCUUCUUCUGUCUUUCUCAGAAUUUUCACUUUCCAACCUUAAAUACUCAACUUCUUCGAAGACCCUUUUCAACGCCGGCACUAAAACGAACAAAUUCUUGAUUUACUGUAACACCCAAAUCGCAGAAAAUGGCCGAAACGGGGACAUUAAAGAAGCUGAAUCCAUUUUCUACCGUAUGCCCAGCAAAAAUAUCGUUUCUUGGACGGCAAUGCUCACUGCAUACUCACAGAACAGACAACUCAAGAAUGCACGUGAAGUGUUCGAUAAAAUGCCUGAGAGGAGUGCUGCUUCGUGGAAUGCAAUGCUGACUGCUUACAUGAGGAAUAGAGUUGAAAUUAAUGAGAUUUUUAGUUUCUUUCAGCUUAUGCCGGAGAGAAAUUCGGUGUCUUUUGCUGCGAUGAUUACCGGGUUUGUUAAUGCAGGGAGAGUUGAUAUGGCAAAGGAUUUGUAUAAUCGGACUCCUAUGGUUUUUCGGGAACCUGUUUGUUCAAAUGUAUUGAUUAAUGGAUAUUUGAAAGUUGGGAAGUUAGAUGAUGCAGUUCGUGUUUUUGAUGGUAUGGUGCGGAAAGAUAUUGUUUCUUGUAGUGCAAUGAUUGAUGGGUACUCUAAGAAUGGGAGAGUUAUUAAGGGUCGGGAGUUGUUUGAUACGAUGAAGGAGAGAAAUGAGGUAACUUGGGGUGCUAUGAUUGAUGGGUAUAUGAAAGUUUGUUGUUUCGAGGAUGGGUUUGAUUUGUUUCUAAGAAUGAGAAGAGAAGGUGAUGUGAGACUGGAGCCUACUAUACUAACAAUCGUUUUAGAAGCUUGUGGAAGAUUUAGUAAGCAUCAACAAGGUUAUCAAGUCCAUGGGUUGGUAUCUCAUGUGGGAUUUGAAUUUGAUGUUUUCUUGGGUAAUUCAUUGAUCACCAUGUACUCUAGAUUUGGUUGUGUAGAUUCAGCUAAAAGUGUGUUUGAUUCGAUGUUAAGGAAAGACGUCAUUUCAUGGAAUUCACUUAUUAGUGGUUUUGUUCAAGCUGGAAAACUUGGAGAGGGAUAUGAGAUUUUCAAAAGAGCUCCGGAAAAGGAUGUUGUUUCGUGGACAGCCAUGAUUACAGGGUUUUCUGAAAAGGGGUUGACUGAAAUUUGUGUCGAGCUAUUUAAAAUGAUUCCCGAGAAAGAUGAUGUUGCAUGGACAGCUCUUAUCUCUAGUUUUGUAAAUAAAGGGGAGUAUGAGGAGGCUUUUCGCUGGUUUGUUAAAAUGCUUCAAAGUGCAGUUAGACCAAAUCCUCUAACUUUAAGUAGUAUGCUUAGUGCUUCAGCUGGUAUGGCCAUGUUGAAUCAAGGACUGCAAAUUCAUGCUCUUGUUUUGAAAAUGGAUAUGGAGUUAGAUUCGUCUAUCCAAAGUUCUCUUAUCUCAAUGUAUUCGAAGUGUGGAAGUUUAGAUGAUGCUUAUAGGAUCUUUAAAUUCAUAAAUUACCCGAAUAUUGUUUCUUUCAAUGCAAUGAUUACUGGAUUUGCACAAAAUGGCUAUGCCAGAGAAGCACUUAAGUUGUUUCACCAGUUGCAGAAUGAAGGUGAGCAACCUAAUGGUAUCACUUUUCUAGGGGUUCUAUCAGCAUGUAUGCAUGCAGGGCUCGUAGAAGAAGGAUGGAACUACUUCAAAUCGAUGAAAUCACUAUACAGCAUUGAACCAGAGCCUGAUCAUUAUACUAUAAUGGUUGAUAUCCUAGGACGAGCUGGUUUACUCGAUGAAGCAGUUAGUCUAAUCGAUUCUAUGCCAUUCAAGACACAUUCUGGGGUUUGGGGUGCUCUUCUUGGUGCCAGCAAGACUCACUUGCGCCUUGAUCUUGCAAAGCUUGCAGGUCAAAAGAUUUUGGACUUAGAACCAAGUAAUGCAGCUCCAUACGUGGUCUUGUCUGAUCUUUAUUGUAUUGUCGGAAAGAAGAAAGACGAGGAACGAAUUAGGCUGGCAAAGAAAUUGAAAAGAAUAAAGAAAAUUCCAGGUUGCAGUUGGGUUUUGUUGAAAAACAAUAUUGGUUUAUUUCUCUCUGGAGAUCAGUCCCAUUUGAACUUUGAUGAGAUCAGCUGCACAUUGUGGACGAUUAUGGAUGACACGAAACAAGUAAGUUGCAUGGAUCAUGACUUGUUAUCACCGUAAAAAAUGUUACUCUCUCCGUUUCAAUUUGAUUGGCACAGAGUUUAAGAAAGUAAAGAAGACUUUUGCCAUCCGGA